This is a messenger RNA of Aspergillus candidus, 658 nucleotides long. RefSeq lists its product as uncharacterized. The transcript has a single exon. The coding region runs from base 230 to 460 and encodes 76 amino acids. NCBI's taxonomy places the organism in Eukaryota, Fungi, Ascomycota, Eurotiomycetes, Eurotiales, Aspergillaceae. The record is from RefSeq and is a predicted model, not a curated record.
AGAGCUGUAUGGUGGCAUAUGCUGUCCUUCUUCUGCUGGCACGCAACCAGCCGUGACUCGAAGCGUGAAGCAUCGAGUAUUCAGCAGUGACAGCCUCAGAGCUAAACCUGUGAUCCCAACUAUUCUCAAUCCCAUGUCCCACGACAAGGACGGUCGCAAAGCGCAGGGCCAAUGAUCCAUGCAGACAGUUUCGUCCAUGUAGAAAUUUGUAGGAUUUGCCAGGCUUGUCAUGAGCAUAUCAUGGCCAAGGGCACAUAACUGCAAAGCACACCGCACCAUUCCCAGAACACCGUCCAGUGCUGCCCUCAUGCAGGAGAAAAUAUUCCUAGCAACGCCCGUGCGUUUUGUUGCAAAGCGCCGGAUGCAAGUCAAAAAGUCAACACGGCCGUCUAUGGACAAAGUGUUUCGACUUUCGGCAAGUCGGGCAUCUCGAUGUCAUUAUCGCUUCUUCGACUUAUAGCCGAAGAAAUGUCAAGGAGACGGCGAUACACCGUAUACGGGAGACAAAUACCAUGAAGAACCAGAGCGAUUAAUCCUGUGGGAAACCACAUAAAUGGUUGUGUUUCUCUCGGUCGUAUUUCAGAGGACUGAUUGGCAGUAAUAAAGCUGGUCAUCAAAUGGGGACGACAACAACACCCUCUCGCUAGGGCGUGAUGAG